Colletotrichum truncatum is the source of this 222-nucleotide messenger RNA. RefSeq lists its product as uncharacterized. NCBI's taxonomy places the organism in Eukaryota, Fungi, Ascomycota, Sordariomycetes, Glomerellales, Glomerellaceae. The record is from RefSeq and is a predicted model, not a curated record.
AUGGCCGCCACCGCCUGGCCUAUAGGGGGUGGGGCCUUAGCAGUGCGGCGGUCAAAACCAAGAAAUACCACUGCCAUUCGCCGGAGGCGACUUCGGGCGCAGAUGAAUCCUGCCAUAAGGCGCGUACCAACAGCGCGGACGAUGUGGCACGGAGUCCGCCCACGUCUGACUCGCCGCACCAGCACCAACGAGCUGCCUUUACCCGACAUGGCCCGGCCAUGA